Molecule: messenger RNA, 4949 nt
Organism: Neocloeon triangulifer
Lineage: Eukaryota; Metazoa; Arthropoda; Insecta; Ephemeroptera; Baetidae
Product: putative Polycomb group protein ASXL3
Exons: 11
Coding region: 313-3681 (1122 amino acids)
Biological process (GO): animal organ morphogenesis; positive regulation of transcription by RNA polymerase II
Cellular component (GO): PR-DUB complex
Molecular function (GO): DNA binding; chromatin binding
Source: RefSeq, a predicted model, not a curated record
GCCAAACAUGGCGAAAAUUCAAGUUUGUUUUUGUUAGUGAGUUUUCCAGAAAUCAAAGUACAUUGGAGACUUUUUUCACAUUAUUUUAUCGUCCUUGAUGACCUUGGUUAUAAGAAAAAGCACUUAAUAGUGUUGUAGAAAUUUUCCGUGGAAAGCUUGCCGAGUUCGGCCCACUUUGCGGAAACAUUUUCUGCAGUUGGAGUCGAUAGCAACAACGUAUUGGUCCGAUUGGUCGUUGCUUUUUCUGCACAGUGCAAUUUUGAGGCACUCUUGCAACCCUAAUAGGACGCAAGGGAUGCUGCUCCUAGCGUGAUGGAAGUCGGCGACGCGCAGUCUGUUAGCAGUAACGACACCAUUGACGCGUGCCCUCCACAGGAUGUGCCACCAACAUCAGAGUCGCAAGAAAAUGCUGAAUACGUCAUCUCAUAUACUUCAGGGCCACCUGUCCCAUUGGAAGAGGAACAGCCACAACAAUCAGUGGCAGUUCCCGAGGUCCGCCCUGUUCGGAGGAGCUGCAGAAUGGCAGCUGCUCUUGUGAGAGCCAAUGCAGCUUCAGCAGCUGCCAACAACAACAAUGAUCUUGCCCCAAAAGAUCUCAGCUCAAGACACUUAUUUUCUCAAAAUCACAGUAAAAAGGUGAUCAAACAUGCCUUGCGUCAGCAAGCCAAGCGACGAAGGAAAAACACCACAUUUGCAUCAGGAAACUCGAUUGCUCCGAUCCCGAGGCUAGUGGUGAAAACCUCCUCUUUAGGAUGCUCAUCACCUGUGCCUCCUCCAGCUAUUCCAAAAGCUUCAACCAUGCAGGAAGUUUUGGCAUCAAUUCCAGGUUUCAACCUGAAGCACCGCAAGAAGUCGGCAAGAAAACUCUCGGCAGCCGCACAGUUGGAGCAGACCAAGGAGGGCCUCGUAGACCUAGAGACACCAGAUUCGAUAUUUGCUGUGCUGAAUCUGUCCAAACUGUUGACUCAAGAGACACUGUCCCAGCUUCCAUUAUUAUAUCAACAAAAGCUGCUACAAUUACUUCCGGAAGUGGACCGCCCUUCUUCAUUCAGCGGUUUUAAGAAGGACUUUACUGGUCUCAGCAAUGAGUUUUUUGCAAAGGCUUGUCUUGAAUGGAGAAGAAGAUUAGCUGAAGGCAAAUUCAGCUCUGAAAGCCAACAAAAGCUUAAAUUUGAGUCUGAGAAGAGAAGGAAAGGACUCGAUCCGUGGAAGAGUAAACACUUUGAAGCCAUUUGGGGUGAGAGAGUGGGAGAGCCGUUAGAAGAAGGUCUUUUGUGCACACUUCCAAGUACUUCAUCUUCAAACAAAUUCAACUGUCUGCCAGCCUCUCUCACGCCUCCAGUGUCCAUAUUACCUGAACAAAAGACCAGUCCUUGCAUUUCUCCAGUGGUGAUUACACAGUCACCUGUUGAGUCGCCCCCAGUGCCUGCUUUAACGCCUCCUCCAGAAGAGCCAUCGCUUCCUCAAAAACGUCCAGCUGAAGACGCAGGGAGCAUUACAAAGAAGGCAAAACUGAAUGAUUCUUUAGAGGCAGAUUUUGCAAAUGCUCAAGAGUUAGUUCAACAGUCUUGUUCUCCAGCAGAGAUGGAAAAUGAAGAUUUGGAAAAUAUUGAUGAUUUGAAGAAUGGAGAAAUAAGUCUCGAAGCACAGAGAGACUUGGAAAACUUUGCUUCACAGUCUGCUGAGCCGCCAAUUGCAGAAAUGCAGCCAGAAGCUAAAGAAAAAUCUCCUUCAGAAUUUGAAAUUCCUGGCGACUGUGAUCCUCCAAAGCAAGAGGAUGCAUGUGAGGACGAGCCAAUCGCAGAACUCCGUGUAAAUGUGGUGGAAGAAGUGGUUGAAGAUACUGUGAUCGAAACACCAAUCAGUUCAAUUGUGGUGCCUUUGGAACAGAAUCAUCCUCAAAGCACUGUUGACUCAUCAAAUUUGUUUGAAAUAGCCCAACAGAUCUCACAUGACAAUGAUGCUGAUCACGACCAAGUGAUAGAGGAUGUGCUCAAGGCUGAGGAAGAGGGAGUAGUCAAAAGCUUAGCUAAUAAUGAUGUUCAUACCGAACUUCUUCAGCAAGCCGAAUCGGAUCUACUAUUGCAAGCUCAGUUUUGGUCAAUGGAUCAAAACUCAGCCAAUCUUUUGGGCACACCCUCUGAAUCAAAUGUUGGAAAUGGCAAUGAUCGUGUUGAUAACGUGGCGGCAUUGGCUGGCGAGAUGGAGCUGGUUGUUGGCCAGAUUGUAAAAGACAUGGAGCUGAAUCAGUCGUCCAUAAUCAUGUCGGACGGUGUUAAUAAUGUUGGAAUGUCAUCAGUUGAGUGGCCUAUGUUUACGAAUAGCAACGCAAACGUCUCAAACAUGCAGCAAAAUCUCCAGUCUGACAAGGAGGAUACACAGCUAAACAUGUAUGUGCCUCAAAAAACUGAUGUCUUGCCGGAUCAUUCGAAGCUUGAGCUUGACAUGAACUUUUCACCUCAAGUUGUCACAACAACUUCACCCAUGGUUCCGUCGGUAUCUAUACCCUCUGCCCUGAUACCACCAGCAUACUGCUCUGAACCCUUGCAGAUGCCUCCCAUUCCCACACCCCUUGCACCAUCCCAACCCAUAUACUCCAGUUCUCCAAUGCAGCAACAAGUAUCAGCUGCCCCAAUCAUGACCCCAAUUCCUCUUCCGCUAUCACAACACACACUACCAGUGAUGCAGCCAUUGCUAGGACCUAACAUGAGGGCUCAGGUAAUCUCGACCGUACAGCCACAGCUUGUGAAUUGUGUGGCAGCUGUUCGUCCAUCUAUUCCUGCAAACCUCAUACCAAAUGUUACGACAACGGCAAUUAAACAGCCAACCUCUACUUCACCUGGACCCAUUAUGAGUGGUGCCAACAACGGCAACAAUUCAGCAGCCUUGGUGGGUUCCAGUGUUAAAGUCCCUGUCAAAACAAAGCCCCAGGGUGGACGUGGUUCUCGGUCGAACAGCAAAGCAACUCCACCAGGUGCUGUCAACUUGGAAAGGUCUUACCAGAUCUGUCAGGCGGUGAUUCAAAACAGUCCCAAUCGCGAGCAGCUGCAAGGCCAACUCAAAUUACCUCCCUCCUUGGUCAACAAGCAGGCCACAAUACCCUCUCGAGCAAACCAGGCUCCUCAGCGACCACGUCUGCCACCGAAACCUGCCAAGCUGCCAGUUCCUCCUCAAAAUGCAAACCGUAUGACUUCCAUAGUACUUCGGCAGGUCUUUUCUCCUCAGGGCGUGCCUGUCACAAUGGCAGUGUUGCCUCCCAACCAGGUUGCUGCUGCUGUGGCCGGCCGAAGAAAUUCGGCCAACGGAGCGCCACGACCUCUACCUUUGCCACCCCUACAAGUAGUGGACAAGAAUGCAUCUACUGCAGGGGGCACCCAGUACAUUUUGGUGCAACGGCCGGCAUUGCCAGCACCUCCUCGGGCCUCUAGCGCCCCACCUGUGCCUCCAGCAACUGUUGGUCUUCCUCACUGUGGUCGGCCAGCAAGUGUCGACACAUCAAAUCAGGAGAAGGCCCCACAGCAAUUGCUUGGGCGGAAAGGACAUCCUGGGGUCCCUCCGGGAGCGCAGUCCUGUGUGUGCAAUUUGAAAGCGAUGAUUGUGUGCCAGAAAUGUGGUGCUUACUGCCAUGACGAUUGCAUCACUCCAAACACUAGACUUUGUGUCACAUGCCACAUUCGCUAGAGUAUUUUUGGUGAAUGCUAUAUUUAUUUUUCAACCAGUCUGUGAUUGUUGUUUGCAUGAAUGGAUAUUCUCAUUCUUGUUUGCUCUGUUUCUUUGGGCGCCUUAUGUUUGUUUUAUCUACUUGAUAUGUAACUUGUGCCAGUAAUCUUUUGAUUUUUGCCAAUGCUGUAUACUUUUUGCCCAUUUUGUUCCAAAAAUUCCAUUUCAUUACCUUGAAUAUUUGAAACACAAUUAUCAAAGUUAAAAGAACAAUAUUUUUCCAAAUUUGCACGAGUGUAUAACCUGGAAUCUAUUGAAAAUGGAGCGCUUAAUAACACAAGAAUUUCUUAAAAUAUUGAUUGCAUAUUAUGAAAAAAGAUUGAGUAGACGAAAUCUUAUAUUGUAAAAGCGAAGGGCCAGAUAAAAAUUUAUAAAAUCAAACAAUUUUUCACCCCACUUGUACCUUGUUAGAGAUUUCCACCACUAAUAUUUGAAAUGUAAUUCUAAUUUUAUUGUUUGUAAAACAACACAGAAUUAAAUGUGGAUAAUUUUUAUUAAUCAUAGUUGUUUUUGCAGUGCAGGAGAUCAAAUAUGUUAACUCUUUAAUAUUUUGCUUGCAUCUUUUGGUCUCCAAAGCUGCUGCAAGAAUUGUAAUUGCUGCUUAAUCCAUUGUGAUGAUUUUCCUCUAAGCGCAAUUUCUACCUCACAUACAAAAUAAUUGGUCAAAUUUAUUAUAUAAACACUUAACUCAUUUCAUUUGCAACUUUUGUUCAAAGAGCCUCAUCACAACACUAAAGGAAAGACUGAUGGUGUGCUUGCUUGCUAUUGCCUGUGUACGAUGACAACCUGCAAUUUUUGUUUAGGCAAACUCUUAAUUUUACUCCAAAACUCAUGAAGUCUUACUGAUUUAUCUAUUUUUUUUUUCUUGUGAUGUAAUUGUUAUCAAUGUAAAUUUGGUCUUAAGCCGUAUGCGCACUCUACUUGAAUGUCUUACAUGCAUUGCAAAUAUUAUAAGGAAAAUUGCUGUUGUUGUGAUUAUGAAAUGUGUAGAUUUAUAAAUUAUUGCUUACCAGUAAACAAGCAAACACAGUAAUGUGGCAUCUAUUUUCUUAAAGAAAAGUGGAGACAAAGCUUCACUAUGUUGCCCGCACAGAGUGAGGUAUGUAAAUUUGCAAAAAUCUGGGCACAACUCUAUUUAUACGGUACAUUCGUAAGGCUUUGUAUAAGAUGAUGAUCAUCCGAUGUGACAAGACAUAAAUAGAAAAUAAAUACAACAUUCAUUCUACACU